AUGGCACCCCGCCAGGGCGGCUAUCUCCGCGUUCCGGGACAGGAAGACGACUUUUCCCGAAAGCAGCCUCGUCGCAGCCGUUCCGGUUCCUCCGGCCGGAGGCAAAAGGCUCUGCCCAGCGAGAAGCCUCUCCCGGCCCUCCCGCCGCCGACGCCGACGUCCGGGGCCACGUUUGUCGAUAUUGAUCUCCACGGUGACGGUUCUCACAAUUCGCCCAGCAACCGUCGUCGCGCCACCAUUGCUAUCGCGCUCGCCCUGGCCUUCGUGGGUUGUAUGCUCGCGUUCGUGGUUCUGGGCUUCGCCUGGGACAAUGGCGGCGUGAGACGGGGCCCGAAUGCGUUGGACGGUUUGAAGAACCUCGAGGACUGCCCGUGUAGGCCGGACGACGAUGUGCCGCAGUACUUCAGGACGAGUCCGGAGUUGUGGGCUGGCCCGACGGCGACUGGUAAGCCUGCCUUUAUGGCGCAAACGAGAGUUAUCCCGACGGGCACCUUUGUGCCGAAUGCGCCGCUGCAGACGGAUAUCCCUAUCGAGGGAAUGGGAAGCAAGAAUGAGAGCAUUUUUAACAUGAUGGGGUAUCUUACGCCGUAUCAACCGAGUCCUGGCUUUGGUGUAGAGGAAUACGCGCUGCCAGAAGGAGCCGAUAUCGUCCAAGUUCAGCGCAUCGCAAAGGCUGGCAAGAAGUUGAAUGCCAAGGGUGCUUUGAAGUUCUUGAACAACUGGAAGUAUCAGUUGGGACACGAGAUCCUGGUUCCGAAAGGACGUCAAGAGCUGUUCGACUCUGGUAUUUUGCACUCUUACAUGUAUUCGUCGCUGUAUAAUCCGAACAGCAAGAUCAUUGUGCGAACAACAACGCAAGAUAGAAUGCUGAAGUCGGCCGAGUACUGGCUGGCGGGUUUCUUUGGUCUUGAAUGGACAAACAAUGCCACCAUCGAGGUCAUCAUUGAGCAAGAUAGGGCAAACAACUCGCUCGCCGGCUACUUGAACUGCCCCAACGCCCGCAAGCAAAAUGGAGGCGACGAUGCUGCCAAGGUUUGGAUCUCAAACUACCUUGCUAACGCCACUGCUCGGUUGAAAGAUCUGGCGGGUGGAUAUGACUGGACCAUCGAUGACACCUAUGCGGCUCAGACCAUGUGUCCGUACGAGACGGUGGCCUACGGCUUCAGCGUCUUUUGCGACUUGUUCACUUACGAAGAAUGGGUUGGCUUCUCGUACUCCGUCGACCUCAUGUUCGCCGGCAACAACGCGUUCCAGAACCCCACGGGUCGCGCUGUCGGUAUCGGCUAUCAACAAGAGGUCAUUGCGCGCCUCCAAAACCACACUCUGGGCUACUCUGGGUCUCAGAUCAACGUGACACUAGACAAUAACACGGUCACGUUCCCUCUCAAUCAAAGCCUCUACUUUGACUUCUCCCACGACACCAACAUUGCCUCCAUCCUAACGGCGUUUGGCCUGAAGCAGUUCGCACAACUCCUCCAACCAACGGAGUACCCGGGCCCGCACAACUUCACCGUCUCGCACAUCACACCCUUUGGCGCCCGACUCGACAUUGAGGUCAUCAAGACGCCCAAGCCGUUCAAGGCCGACCGUUCCGGGUACGAGAAGGACGGCGGGGAGACAAAGUACAUUCACUUUGUCCUGAACCAGAGGACCGUGCCGCUAGGCUGGAGUUUCCCCGAUUGCGAUGUCACGAGAUUAGACGGCUGGUGCGAGCUCGAAACGUUUUUGAACGUGCAGCAGGGCAUGCCUGAGCUGGCAGCCUAUGAUAGGGCUUGUCAUGGAGACAUUGAGACCGUUCCGUAUGGGACGGUGUAUGAUGGCCGGCCCUUGUGA
Molecule: messenger RNA, 1833 nt
Organism: Colletotrichum fioriniae
Lineage: Eukaryota; Fungi; Ascomycota; Sordariomycetes; Glomerellales; Glomerellaceae
Source: RefSeq, a predicted model, not a curated record